This is a messenger RNA of Danaus chrysippus (African queen), 765 nucleotides long. The record is from the annotation of a GenBank genome assembly. Lineage: Eukaryota; Metazoa; Arthropoda; Insecta; Lepidoptera; Nymphalidae.
AUGUUAGGUAAUAUAAAAGAGUUUAUUUCUGUCGUCCAAGAUGGAUUAGCUUCAAACAAUAACUUACGGCAAACUUUACAAGAAGUUCAAAAGGUUAAAAAUAUAUUUAGAGAUAAACAAAAAGUAGCUAGUGGAACAAGUGAUAGCAAAGUGAAUUACGGAGCUGGUAGUGUCUUAUUAGAGAAAUAUCAAACAGAAUGGGCCGAGCUACAUGAAAAUGCCGAUAAAAACGCGAAAGCAGCGGACGCUGUUGAUAAAAUUAUCAUAGAAUUACAUGAAACAACAAAUAGUAAAUUGCAAAAUGCCACUGAACUGGCACAAAAUUUAGCCUUACUACCAAGUUUAACGGUUUCAGUAGCACAAUGUGUAGAUAGCCUGAAAAAUAUACAAACACUCUUGAGAGAUGUUGAAAACCAACUCGUUGAGUUUGAAGAUAUUGUGGAAAGGAGUAAUAUGGAAAAAUGGAAACUCGACCAUCACUACCAUUUGACUUUGUAUAAAGAAAAGAAAAUGGCUGGUUUGGAAGAAAUAAGAAAUCAACUGGCCAGAGAGAACUUAGAACAGAGUAGUGAAAAAGAAAAGCAACAGUUGGCAGAAUUGCAAGCUAAGCAUGAACAUAGUGCUGUCGCUUUCCAAGUUGACAUGGCAAAGUACUUAAUAACUGGAAAUAUACCAAAUGCACCCAAACCGAAACCAAAAAUUACACUUGAAGAAAUUCAAUUAGAUGAUGAUCAAACGGAUCUUGAGAAAUUUCUAGAAAGCUGA